AGUGUGUGGAGACGUAAGGAGGAGAAAAAACCUAGUAAACCUGACAAAGCGUCUGAGGAACAGUGCGAGGACUGUCGGCGGAAGAGGAGAAAGAGACGCGAAAGACGCUCCGUUCAGCAGCGGGAACGCACACUGAUGGAUUUUAUGACAUUUCGCAUCGGACAACUUUCCUCCUGAAGCCUUUUCUAAAACUCCGUUCCACCUCCUCAGCGGCUGCAAAACUUUCCCCGUUUCAGUUGACAAGUGCGCUGCUCGGGAACUCUGGGGCAUGUUCUGCGCCCUGGAAGAAACUUGGUAACGGGGAGGAAAGUUUCGGGGGGGGGGGGGGCCCGCGCUGGUGUGUGUGUGUUUUUCUCUUUUCUUUUCCCCCGAGCUGUUUUUCUUUCCAAGGAUAACGCGCGUGAACUCGGAUCUUUUUUUUCUUUGCAUGGCAUCGGACUACGCUGCCAGGCGAGUUUGGAAUAUAUCCCUCUGAUCUGAGCUGAUGCCGGCUGAUUGUGGAAUAGUAAACUGAAAAAAAAGAAAAGAGGAAGAAGAAGAAGAAAGAAGAAGAAAAGGCAGCGCCUCGCAGAUUUUUUUUUUUUUUGGUGCAUUGUGGAGUUGGAGACAUUCCUCCCUCUGGAUUCGGCUCAUGCUCUCUCCUCCCUUAUCUGUGCAUGCCAAAACAGAGAUCUCCACGAUUUUAUUCCUCCCUGCCCAGGUGAUUGGGUGAAUUCCACUGAGUGACAGGCCAACCCGGCAGCAGUUGAUGGUUGGGCGGACCCCCUCAGAUGGGAUCAGUGUCCAGGGGGAGGUGGAGAAGGGGGGUAUGGGGAGCGCUGGCCCCCACUAACGGGAUGGCCUCGUGGGCCUGGUUGCUGGCCGCCGUCCUGCUGUCCCUGCUGACCGUCAGCGUGGCCCGGCCGCCCCUCACCGCCACCAAGGAGGAGGAGGCCACUCUGGAACCUGAAGACGCAUCGAACAAAUACCAAAUUUCUAAGCCCACGGUGUGCUCAGUGCACCCGGGGGAGGUGCUGAAGCUGAGCUGCCCUCUGCCACCGACGGGGACCAUCACCUGGACCAAAGACGGCAGCUCUCUGGGCACCAACAACCGCACGGUGAUAGAGCAGGAGGUGCUGCAGAUCCGUGAUGCCACGGCCAAGGAUUCAGGCCUGUACGCCUGCACCAGCGUCGGCAAAGACACGGUCUGCUUCAUAGUAAAUGUCACAGAUGCCAUCUCGUCGGGGGAUGAUGAGGACGAUACAGAGCGAUCGGAGGACACUGGGGCGGACGGAGAGCAGAUAAGCGCUCCGUAUUGGACCUCGUCAGCAAAGAUGGAGAAGAAGCUGCAUGCGGUGCCAGCUGCCAACACAGUCAAGUUCCGCUGUGCUGCGGGAGGCAACCCCCGGCCCAAGCUGCGCUGGCUUAAGAACAGCAGGCCUUUCCGCCAAGAGGACCGCAUGGGAGGGUAUAAGGUGCGCAGCCAGCACUGGACCCUGAUCAUGGAGAGCGUGGUGCCGUCGGACAAGGGAAACUACACCUGUCUGGUGGAGAAUGAGUUCGGAGCCAUCAACCACACCUACACCCUGGAUGUAGUAGAGCGGUCCCCUCACCGCCCCAUUCUCCAGGCUGGCCUCCCAGCCAACACCACUGUACACGUCGGGGAGGACGCCCGCUUCGUCUGCAAGGUCUACAGCGAUGCCCAGCCUCACAUCCAGUGGCUUAAACACAUCACCCAAAACGGCAGCCGCUACGCCCCCGAUGGACACCCGUAUGUCCGAGUGUUGAAGACCGCAGGUGUUAACACCACAGAUAAGGAGAUAGAAGUUCUCUACUUGCCCAAUGUAACAUUUGAAGAUGCUGGGGAGUAUACGUGCUUGGCGGGUAAUUCUAUUGGGAUCUCCUAUCACACUGCUUGGUUGACGGUGCUUCCAGCCCUCGAGAAAUCCCCGGGGCCCCUUUCCCCAGACUAUGUGGAGAUUGCGAUAUACUGCGCCGGCGUCUUCCUCAUCGCCUGCAUGGUGGGCAUCGUGGUGGUGUGCCGAAUGAGGAACACGGCAAAGAAACCCGACUUCGGGGGCCAGCCGGCAGUCCACAAGCUGAGCAAGCAGAUCCCUCUGCGCCGCCAGGUAACAGUGUCGGCAGACUCGAGCUCUUCCAUGAACUCCAGUACGCCGCUGGUGCGCAUCACGACGCGGCGGAGCUCUGCGCACGAUGAGCCAAUACCCGAGUACGACCUUCCAGAGGAUCCACGCUGGGAGUUUACCCGAGACAGGUUGACCCUGGGCAAGCCCCUAGGUGAAGGCUGCUUCGGCCAAGUGGUAAUGGCAGAGGCCCUGGGCAUCGAUAAGGACAAACCCAAGGAGGCUGUAACUGUCGCUGUCAAGAUGCUGAAGGAUGAUGCCACCGAGAAAGACCUGUCUGACCUGGUGUCAGAGAUGGAAAUGAUGAAGAUGAUCGGCAAACAUAAGAACAUUAUUAAUCUUUUGGGGGCCUGUACACAAGACGGCCCUCUCUAUGUCAUAGUGGAGUACGCCUCCAAAGGCAACCUGAGGGAGUACCUGCGAGCCCGCCGGCCGCCCGGCAUGGAGUACUCCUAUGACAUCGCCCGUGUCUCAGACGAGCAGCUCACCUUCAAAGAUCUGGUCUCCUGCACUUAUCAGGUGGCACGGGGCAUGGAGUACCUCGCCUCACAGAAGUGUAUACACAGAGACCUGGCAGCCAGGAACGUCCUGGUCACAGAGAGCAACAUCAUGAAGAUCGCUGACUUUGGCCUGGCCAGGGACGUCCACAACAUCGACUACUAUAAAAAGACGACCAAUGGUCGUCUCCCGGUAAAAUGGAUGGCCCCAGAGGCGCUGUUCGACCGGGUCUACACGCACCAGAGUGAUGUCUGGUCAUUUGGGGUGCUGAUGUGGGAGAUCUUCACCCUUGGGGGCUCCCCCUACCCUGGCAUUCCCGUCGAGGAGCUCUUCAAGUUGCUGAAAGAGGGACAUCGCAUGGACAAGCCUGGCAACUGCACCAACGAGCUGUACAUGAUGAUGAAAGACUGCUGGCAUGCCAUUUCAUCCCAGAGACCCACAUUCAAGCAGCUAGUCGAGGAUCUGGAUCGCAUCCUCACCCUCAGCACCAAUGAGGAGUAUCUGGACCUGUGCGCCCCAACAGAGCAGUAUUCCCCCAGCUUCCCCGACACUCGCAGCUCCUGCUCCUCCGGUGACGACUCCGUGUUUUCCCACGACCCUUUACCGGACGAGCCCUGCCUCCCCAAGUACCAGCACAUCAACGGAAACGUCAAAACAUGAGCCCCAGAAUGUCUUCUCUACCCCGGCCUGACCUGCUCCAGUUUUACCCCGAAAGACACGUAGCACAGACUCCCUCUCCGAAAUCCUCCCAAACCUCCUGCCCCCCCCAUCACCCCUCUGGAUCCCAGUGGACUAAUGGACCCAGACGGGACUGGGCUGGUGGCAGCGCUGCUGUCACACACUCAUACUGCCAUGCACACACACUACUCACACAGUGAGGUCUUAAAGGAGAGGGCAGGGACCCUACAGGAGCUGUUUUUUUUACUGACUGAAUGAACUGGGGACCCUCGUCUUCUUCCCCCUUCAUAUAAACACAGACUUUUCAGUUUAGUUCUCAUGUUUGUACCCAGAGGAUUUUUUUUUUUUUUUUUCAAAUUUACAAUCGACGACGUUACUUGUUUGGUGAUCCCAUUCCGGUGGCUGGCAUUCCAAGAUUGUUAUUUGCUCCUGGAGGAAUGUAUGGACUGUUGUGAACUUAAAAAACAAGGGACUAGAAGAGGAUGACGAAUAGGAAAAGGACUGAGAGACAGCUUCGACUAACAAACCAGAGGAAUAGAAGGAGAGCACAUAUAGAAACUGCUCUCCUGUUUAUUUUGUAAUAUUGAUGCAUUUCUUUUUCAGUUCUCUUGGUAAACCUUCCCAAUUAUUCUGGAGAAAAAAAAUACACAGUAUAAUGUAUAGUGCUGGGUAUAUUUGUAAAUAUAUUCAAAAUAUGUAUAAAUAUAUAUUAUAUAUUUACAAUGAAUUAUUUUUUGUAUGGACUCCGAAAUAACCCCAACCCUCCCUACCUUACUUUGAGUUCGAGGCAGGUACGCUAACAGGUUAUGUGUCCUAUAUUUCUCUUCUCACACACACACACACACACACACACACACACACACACACACACACACACACACACACACACAGACUCACACAAACAGACACGGAUACACACUUUCAUGCACACACACACACACACACACGCACACACACACACACACACACACCUGUCUUACUCUCACUCAGUAACACAGUUGAGUAUUGGCUUUCAGGGACUGAGGUAGCAUGUUAAUUUAUUGACUUAUGUUUUUUUGAGAUGAAUCAGAAAAAGUCUGGAAAAAAGAACAAAAACAAAAAUGGCAGAAAUGAUGACAUUAAUGAUGCUGAUAAUACAUGAAUAAAUAAUCCAUUAAAUUUAUGGUAAUUUAAAAUGAUCUUUCAGCAGUAACAAGAAAAAAAAGGCUAUUUUUAGUGGGUUUGAAAGAUCCAGGUUUUGUAAGUUUUAUAUAUGAAUGUGAAUAUUAAGUUAAAUUUUAAAAAAGUGUACAUUUUAUAGUCAGCUAAUCCCUUUUCUUAUGUAGAUGUUGAUGCCAUUUCUAUCCGGUCAUUUUACUCUUUCUUAGCCUUGCUUUAGGAAACGAGAUUUAUUUCUGGAUAUUUAUAUAUGAUUGACAGAAACAGAUUUUGGAAACCACCUACUAGCAAUCCGCUCCCUCAUUUAGACUAAAUAUAGACUCCAAAUUUACUUGACAGAAUUGAAAGCUGAAAAACAAAGUAUUAAAUCAUUCAAGUGUUUUUUGUCUUUUUCUACUGGACCAACUUAAAGAUGUUCUUUUGCAAGUGUUCAUGCCACAUUUGCAAAAAAUAAAUGAUGGAAAAACGUA
This is a messenger RNA of Acanthopagrus latus (yellowfin seabream), 4927 nucleotides long. RefSeq names its product fibroblast growth factor receptor 2 (gene fgfr2). The transcript is spliced from 18 exons. Gene Ontology annotation, cellular component: signaling receptor complex; membrane. Lineage: Eukaryota; Metazoa; Chordata; Actinopteri; Spariformes; Sparidae. The coding region runs from base 771 to 3281 and encodes 836 amino acids. The record is from RefSeq and is a predicted model, not a curated record. Gene Ontology annotation, molecular function: fibroblast growth factor receptor activity; ATP binding; fibroblast growth factor binding. Gene Ontology annotation, biological process: positive regulation of kinase activity; protein phosphorylation; fibroblast growth factor receptor signaling pathway.